AUGCCCGCCCUCGCCCCUCCUUUCUACGGCUCAUGCCCCUGUACCCACAUAUCCUACACCCUAACAUCCACCCCUCUAAUCGUCCACGCAUGCCACUGCACGCACUGCCAGCACGAAUCUGGCUCCGCAUUCGCUCUCAACGCGCUAUACGAGCCCGACCGCGUCAUUGUUCAAGAUGGAAAAGAAGCGGAUAUACUCAGGACGAAUGUCCCGAGUGAAAAGGGCGGUACGUACGCUGCUGGACGGGAUUUGUUGAAGGUUGUUAGGGUGGGGACGAUUGACGGUGGGGUCGGGAAGUUGAGGCCUGAUGCGCAUCUUUUCGUUGGCAAAGAGAAAGGAUGGAUGAAUUUGGAUGGGGAGCGGGUGUUUGAGACGGUCGGGAAGAAAGAAAAUUAUUGGAGUGGGGAGAGUUUGGAGAGGUUUAGGAUUGUUGUAGGGCGGGGACAGAGAUGA
Messenger RNA from Parastagonospora nodorum SN15, 453 nucleotides. RefSeq lists its product as hypothetical. NCBI's taxonomy places the organism in Eukaryota, Fungi, Ascomycota, Dothideomycetes, Pleosporales, Phaeosphaeriaceae. The coding region runs from base 1 to 453 and encodes 150 amino acids. The transcript has 2 exons. The record is from RefSeq and is a predicted model, not a curated record. Gene Ontology annotation, molecular function: carbon-sulfur lyase activity.